GAAACUGGACAGACGCGAAAAGGAAGAAAAAUGAAGGCACUGCUUGUGGCAAGCCUUUUCAGGAUAUGUACAGUGUGGUAUAGGGCGUGUUAUCUGUACUUCUUCGCUAUUUUUUUUUUCCACGCCUACCCUUUGCUUUCAAAAAUCGAGGAAAUUCGGGAAGCUUUAAGUCCCGGGUCGUGUGCGAAUAUCUUUCGGAUCUCCAUGGCUCUGUUAAGUGGGGAGAACUUCAGUUACUUAGUUCAUGUGCUUUUUUGUCCACAUUCCACUCUUUGUUUCUUUCAAGGACUUCUCUCAUAUUUCCCCUACUUAUACUUAAGCGAACUAGCAUAGUUGUUCCGUGAAGGACAACCCAAACGUCGGAGCGAAGGGGUCAGGCAGAUGGAGGAACGGACGGCAAUCUGGACGCAGGAUUGGAACGAAGCAACGGCUAAAUGGGGGCUUUUCCGAUGAAGAAGAACCAUCCAUAGCCACCGUUAGUAUACGUUAGCAUAUCAGGGCAUGUUGACAUAUAUAGAUCAAGCCUUCCAGGUUUGUUAGUGAGACUCACAGCGUCUUCGAACAAGGGAGAGAACAGGGACCUUGAACCAUCAUAUUAGCCCAAACCUCGCUACAACCAGGGUCAGAACAACAAUUGAUCG
Neurospora crassa OR74A is the source of this 641-nucleotide messenger RNA. RefSeq lists its product as hypothetical. Bases 31 to 333 code for a protein of 100 amino acids. NCBI's taxonomy places the organism in Eukaryota, Fungi, Ascomycota, Sordariomycetes, Sordariales, Sordariaceae. The record is from RefSeq and is a predicted model, not a curated record. The transcript has a single exon.